AUGAAGUUUGAUGAGUCUCAAACGCUCUUACCGGUGAGAAAACCUGUAAAUAGCGGUUGGCUCAGCCGUAACCGCAAACGCGCUGGUUACAAGCUUUGGGUACUAAUCGCGGUUCUCCUCUUGGCAUUUGGUUCGAUGUUAACCGGUUCCGUCUCUCUCAAAGGAACCGGUCUGUUCCAUUCUGUCGACGGCGGGUACGGUUUUCCUGUCGCCGACGAUCUCGAUAUUCUGGAAAUUGAGGAGAGAGAGAAAGUGGUGAGGCGUAUGUGGGAUGUGUACGGACGUUCCGGCGGUAUUAAGGUUCCACGGUUCUGGCGAGAGGCUUUUGAGGCGGCGUAUGAGUUUCUGACCAGUGACUCCGCCGAUGUUCGAAACGGUGCCGUUUCGGAUAUUGCGAAGUUGUCUCUUGUUCGCUCUUUUAAGCAUGAGUCUACUCCGGCCCAGCCCAAACAGAAAAGCCCACGGGAAUAA
Arabis nemorensis is the source of this 471-nucleotide messenger RNA. Lineage: Eukaryota; Viridiplantae; Streptophyta; Magnoliopsida; Brassicales; Brassicaceae. The record is from the annotation of a GenBank genome assembly.